CCUAAUGUUGGUUGGACCAAUGAGAGAUGGGUUUGCAUUGCCUUGAAAUAUUUCAAGUUCUGUAGGAAAUGUACAUUUUUUUCCUCCACUGGAGAGCAUGAACCCAAAGUUGUCCAUGCUCAGGUGUCUUCAGAGCCCUAGUAGGGACUGGUAGAUCCCACUGGAGGAACAGACCAACUUUCCUCACAGCAGCUGUGUUUGAAAUGCUUUGGGAUUGCUACUGACCCUGACAAAUGCUAGCAUGAAUUAGCAGAGCAAGGCCCAGUGCAGUGAUCUGAUCUACUUACAGAUGCGCAGAAGAGGAGUAGCCAGAGAAUGCUGUUAGCUUUACCUGAGCUUCUGCCUUAAACUCAACAAAGAAAAAAAUAUAAACUAUAACUAAAUACCCUCCUGCGGCAGUGGUUCUCAAACCGAUAUGUGGAGAAUUUGCUGGUGCUCCACAGGGAACUGCCUGAUCACAUACUGCCAACUUCCACCCCAGUGCUAAAUUGCAUUAAAAUCACCUAAAUAUUUUCCUAACACUAAUUUUGUAUGCCAGCAACUGCUGUAGUUAUUGCAAGCAGAGGAUGUAAUGGCAAAGGGGAGAAGGGGAGGUGUGCUCAAGACGAUCUCUACUACAAUGUUCACUCUCCAAAAAAGGUUGAGAGAUCCCAUCCUAGAUUAAAGGGUUUAACAAGGAGUAACUGGAUCUGAAGCAAGUGAGGAAGAGUAGCCUGACUUUAGAAAUCCAGGGCUAUUGUAAAAAUACAGCCUCCUUUUCUAGCCAAACUAUAGGCAAAAACAGUUUCCCUCAGGAGAGAGAUUCAGAGCCUCCCUAUUCCUAAGCCACUGGACUUUCUGUGGAUCACAAAUACCUCUUCCAUUGGGUGGUAUCUCCUUUGUAGCUAAUGCAACCAUAUUAAUUGCCAGUGGCAGCCCUAGGCCCAGGCAGCUGCAUAAGGCCCUGUGCUACAUGCUCAGACCCAAACCACCAGCCAGAGCAUUAGCUCUGAGCCUCAGUACAAUAGUCUAACUGAUUCUGGUGGCAGCAUAUACAUCAGAGUGGAAUCCUCUGUCCUCCUGCUAAAAAGGUGUAUACUUCAGUUCUACCUCCUGUCUUCCUAACCUAGGUUUGUUUGUUUUUUCCAGAGGUCACAGAGCCUUAGCAUGAGUGGGACUGUAAAUGAGGAAAGGGGCUGUCAGGGGUGCACAGGGCUAGAGACCUGGUAAUAGCUGGGGAGUGAUCUAGGUGGGAUUUUGUGUAUAUAUAACUACAAAACUGAAGGCUGGUAUUGUUUAUUGAGAUGCAGAAGUCAAUCACACAAGUGGACAGUGAGUUAACUGAAGGCUGAUUGGCUUUUGUCUUUGUUGUCUGACAGAUCAUUGUACUAAACUUUCCCUCCAGGAAGGUUUCUACAGUUGAAAGAAUGACCUUUCCUUUGUCAGCCGGUAUAUCUUGGAUGCUGUUGUCCUGCUGUGGAGCCUAUACAGGCUGCCAGCCCCAUCCUGCUGUGACAUUUCAAGAUUGUUUUUGAAAUUCCAAACUCAGUAAAUGGAAAAUUUAAAAGAAAGCCAAGGAGCUUAGGAGAAACAUCUGGGGGGAGGGUAUCCACACUCUACAGCGAAAUUAGAUUAAACUCCAGUUUGUCAUGUGUUUAAAUGGAAAAUCCCUUGGAAUUAGAAACUUCCCAUUAAAAUACUUAGGUGGGAAAAAAUCAGAAUUUGGAAAAGAGGCUUUAAGAAUUCUGCCAAAAACUAAACAACAAAGUCUUACAGUUUCCAGAUUGCAAUGGAAAAUACCCUUUGGGAACAGAGAAUUCAACAGCAGGCCCUUCCCAGGACUGGAGUCAGAGAGAAGGAGAAGGGAGGAUCCAUUCCAGCAGAGGCUGCUGUGAUCAGACAAAGGGAGGAGAGAAGCCACAGUAAACAGCUCUCCCUUCACCCAAGACAUUUAUCUACAGAACAGGUGGGGACCCUUACCUGGCAUGGCACUCCUGCUCCAGCUGCAGCUCAGAGCCUGGCUGUGGACAGCACUGGUCCUCUAUGUGUUUGCUGGAUCCUGGAGGCAGACAGAUGGGCAGCUUCACUCCGAGGACCAUGCUGAUGUGAAUGUGUUUCAUAACAAUCUGGAGGAUGCCAACGUCAUGCUAGAGUUGCUCUGGGAAGGACUGGAGAUUGAGGCUAACAAGACAAUCAGGCUGCAGGAUGAGGAACUGGCCUCUCUGCGCCCAGCAAAGCGAUUUCUCCAGAUCUUCCAGCACCAGGUUCCCAAGACAUCAGAAGGGAUCAAGGAGCAGCUGAAACAUCUUUCACAGGCAGAUGCCCCUCUGAGUCUAGUAGAGUUUGAUCAGCUUCUCUUCACCAGCGUUUACUGCGCUUAUCAGAUUCGCUCCAUUCAGGGCCUGGACAAAAAUCUCUGGAUCAGUUUCUUUUCUCAGCUAGUUGAUGAAAUCCUCCAUGAUCUCUGCAAGGGAUUCUGCCCUGCAAAUUCCACUCUCCUGGCUUCCUGGCCCUGGAAGGAGAAGCCUUUUUAUUUAACCUCACUGAAAAAGUCUUAUCAUUCCAGCGUGGCCAUGAUGAAGAGAGGCACUGAGUAAGGAGAUUGACAUGAGGAGAUUCAAUUGCAUUCUUAUUAUUAUGAGUGCUGACAGUCAUCCCAGAUUAUGCUGGUUAAUGUGCGGAAGUGCCACCAUUCUUCCUCUUUUGCUUUCUGUAUCGUACUGGCAACAUUCUAGGCAUUUAUCCAACCAGCUAUUGCCCCAUCUUUAAAUGUGAAACAAAGCCUGGGAUGUCUUCUUAGGAUCUCCAUAGAAGACACACUUCUGAGAUGCACUUCUGCCUUGAUCCCUGAUGGCCAUUAGAGAUGUCACAGCACUUUUUGCAGAAGUCCAGGUAUUAGCCUGUAAUGGCUGAAUUCCAUUUCAGGUAAUUCCAUUUUGCCUCCCUAAAUUCCCUGUGGUUGCAGUUGGAUAUAGUAUUUUUCCUUUACUACAAUAACUCACUGUAUAGCAUAGUUGUGCUGUUCAUACAGCUGCUGUGUUCCACUUCAUAGGUGGCUACACUCUGUGGUGAUUCAUAUUAAGUUCUGACUCAUUUUAUGUCAUCCCAUGCCAGGUGCCUGGAACAGUUUCUCAAGUAAUGUGCACCCAUUUCCUUCCAAAAACUCCUGAAAAUGUACUGAUUCUAUGAACCCUUCUGGUAUAGAUAUCGUUCCCCAUUUUGUAUUAAUACAGAGUGGGCAUUUGCUUGUAUCUCAUCUACUAAACUUUUGAGGGUAGGGAUCCAGUUAUUUGUUCAUCAGAUUUUACCUCUUCUAGAGAGUCUUCUUCUACAUCUGUGGCACUUUACAAAUAAAGUAAUUGGAACAAUACUG
Chelonia mydas (Green sea turtle) is the source of this 3352-nucleotide messenger RNA. It is a transcript of the gene FAM180B, whose product is annotated as family with sequence similarity 180 member B. Lineage: Eukaryota; Metazoa; Chordata; Testudines; Cheloniidae. The transcript has 3 exons. The record is from RefSeq and is a predicted model, not a curated record. The coding region runs from base 1965 to 2576 and encodes 203 amino acids.